GCGUCGAGUUGAAGACUAAACGUUUCUUUCAGUCCUCCAUGUCUGUAUCCUGAACGAAUGGAUUCAAUGGCUCAGCGUCCAGACCGUGAUUCUCAGAUAUUUAUAAUAGGAUGCGGCAUCUCAGGAAUCGGUGCUGCUCAGAAAUUAAUCAAACACGGUUUUCAUAAUGUACGCAUUAUAGAAGCAACUGCAAGAAGCGGUGGGAGAAUACGAACGGGCAGACUGGGUGAUAACAUCAUAGAGAUCGGUGCCAACUGGAUCCAUGGCCCGUCGAAGGAAAACCCAGUGUUCCGUUUGGCAUGUGACUAUCAGCUCCUAGAUAAAGAGUCGAUGUCUGAAGAAAACCAGGCCAUUGACAUUGGGGGUCAUCCUCUGUUUGUUCCCAACUGGUUUACCAGUUCAGGUCGGAAACUGGGGCCUGAGACUAUGGGCCCAGCGCUUGAGUUUUUCAUGACAUUACUGGAAAGGAGCCAGCAGUUCCACAGCACCGGUGGAGAACCUCUGCCGAGUGUUGGAGAGUUCAUCAAGGCAGAAGCUGAACGUCUGGCCCCAGAGGAGUGGAAGGAGGACAGAGAUAACUUUGCAGUGAGGAUGGCCAUGAUAAACACACUCCUCAAACUGGAGUGCUGUGUCAGCGGAACACACACCAUGGAUGAUGUUGGUCUAGGAGCAUUUGGCAUGUAUACAACUCUUCCAGGACUUGACUGCACUUUCCCAGGAGGUUAUGAAGGUUUGACUGAUCACAUGAUGAAGGAGCUUCCCCGAGACAUAGUCUUAUACAACAAGCCUGUAAAGUGCAUUCACUGGAACUACACCAAGAAUGGGCCCAACACUGGAGGAACGUCAUUCCCAGUUACGAUUGAAUGUGUUAAUGGAGAAACAUUUGCAGCAGAUCAUGUUAUUGUCACAGUUCCACUUGGAUACAUGAAGAAGCAUCAGAACACUUUUCUGAGUCCUUCUUUUCCACUGCACAAACUACACUCCAUUCAGAGAAUGGGCUUUGGGACGAACAACAAGAUCUUUGUUGAGUUUGAGCAGCCUUUCUGGGAUGAAGACUGUGAACUUAUUUACCUUGUAUGGGAGGACGAGACCCAUCUUACUGAUGUUGUUUCUGAUUUGAAGAUGUCCUGGAUUAGGAAGUUGACUGGGUUCACUGUGCUGAAGCCCACUGAAAGAUUUGGACAUGUGCUCUGUGGAUGGAUCGCAGGGCAGGAAUCGGAGUACAUGGAAUCUCUGUCUGAACUAGAAGUGCUGCAGACUGUCACACAACUCCUUCGCAUAUUUACUGGAAAUCCAACUAUUAUGCCAAGGAAGCUGUUACGAUCUCAAUGGUUCCAUGAGCCCUAUUCCUGUGGAUCUUACUCCUACGUGGCCAAAGGUUGCUCAGGAUAUGACAUCGAUAACCUCGCUGAACCCUUGCCGUUGAAAGGCUCCAACUCAAAGCCUUUGCAGGUGUUAUUUGCAGGAGAAGCUACACACAGGUCUUUCUUCUCUACGGUGCAUGGAGCUUUACUCAGUGGCUGGAGAGAGGCAGAGCGUCUGAUAUCUCACCACACUUCUGCUUCUGGAUCAUUCUCAUCUAAACUGUGAAUGCUGUCCUCGUCUGGAAAGAUUGCCCUUUUCAUUGAAACUGAAAGGGUUUGUACCUUAAAAUCGUCAGUAAAGGAUUAUCCGGAUGUAAUGAAUGACUGCUUGGCAAUUGUCCCAAUGCCUUUGCAAAAAUAUAAGUGGGUAUUUAAAAAUUUCAGUAACGCUUUACACUGAAGUUGCAUUAGUUAACAUGAACAAACAGUGCACGGCGAUACAGCAUAUAUUCAAAUACAACAAUGCUCAUUUCAUUGUUACUAAUCAUGGCCUAAUCAAAAGUUGUAAAUAUACACAGGGCUUUUUCCUGGCUCAGAAUAAAGCAGAGGGGUAUCCUGAUUGUGACAUUUUUGCUACUUAAAACGAACACAUUUUGCAUUAUUUUAAUAUUAUCAAGUAACAUUAUCUUAUUUUAAAAAGGCUAAUGUUAAAUGUAAUGAAAUACAUGACCACUGCUUGAGCAUCACUUGGGGACUGUUGGUAGCCAUGACUUUCUGCCUGAUAUAUUUUAUAUAGAUUAAAAUGUUAUCUAUUUACAGUUGAGGUCAACAUUAUUAAACCCCUUGAAUUAUUAUCGCCCCUGUUGAUUUAUUUUUUUCAUCAAGUUUUUGUUUAAUGGAGAAAAGAUUUUUUUAACACAUUUCUAAACAUAAUAGUUCUAAUAACUCAUUUCUAAUAACUAGUUUCUCUUAUCUUUGCCAUGAUGACAGUAAAUAAUAUUUUAAUAAAUAUUUUCCAAGACACUUCUAUACAGUACAAAGGGAUAUUUUAAGGCUUAACUAGGUUAAUUAGGUUAACUAGGCAGGAUAGGGUAAUUAGGCAAGUUAUUGUAUAAUGAUGGUUUGUUCUGUAGACUAUCAAAAAAUAUAUGGCUUAAAGGGGCUAAUAAUUUUGACCUUAAUGUUUUUUUUUUUUAAUAAAACAAAUAAGACUUUCUCCUGUAGAAAAAAUAUCAGACAUACUGUGAAAAUUUUCUUGCUCUUAAAAUUCAUUUGGGAAAUAUUUAAAAAAGAAAGAAGAUUUCAAAGGGCAGCUAAUAAUUCUGAUUUCAACUUUAUAUAUUAGUUCAUGUUAACUUUUGCAACAAAUGAGGCCUUAUUUUUGUGUUACCAAAUGCUAGUUGUUGUUUCUGUGAUCUGAAAAUAAUUUAUAUAUAUUAAACAUAUUUUCUCAUAAUA
Molecule: messenger RNA, 2762 nt
Organism: Danio rerio (zebrafish)
Lineage: Eukaryota; Metazoa; Chordata; Actinopteri; Cypriniformes; Danionidae
Gene: paox
Product: polyamine oxidase
Cellular component (GO): cytoplasm
Molecular function (GO): oxidoreductase activity; N(1)-acetylpolyamine oxidase activity
Source: RefSeq, marked validated